AUGGGAACAUGCAUAAACACUAAUGGUUCAUAUCUCUGUACCUGUCCACCUGGGUACAAAAUUCAACCGGAUGGCCGAACAUGUGUCGAUAUUGACGAGUGUGCUCUCGGCGAAUGUCAAGGCAAUGAUCGAAUUUGCGUCAACACUCUUGGUCAGUUCAAGUGUCAUGAGAUUAGAUGCCCAGAGAACUACGUUCACGACGUCAAUUAUAAGAAUCGCUGUAAUCGCCUUCGUUCGAUUUGCGGUGGACUAACCGAAGCUGCAUGUAAAUCUCGUUAUCCGGUACACAUUACUUGGCAGUACAUAGCGAUUCCUAAAGGGAUCGCCAUCACAUCGCAUCGCCCAACCAUCACAUUGUUCACCAUCAAAGGACCGGCCCACAACGAUUCGAUCGUCCAGUUCGAGCUGAAUCUCAAGCGCGCUAUUCCGGAAUCACCAGGCGUCCUGCUGGCAAUCCGCCAGAAUUUUCUGCUACAAAAAGGCAAGGAUCGUAAUUCGGCAGUGAUCGCCGUUCGGGACACGCUGGACGGACCUCAGACCAUCGAAUUGGAGCUGAUCCUGAGGCUCACGAAAAAAUCACAAUUUACUGGAAAAUACAUAGCGAAUCUAAUAGUACACGUAGCUCCUCAUAAACGACAUUCUGGCGGAUUUGGUCACAAGCACCGGCUUUAA
Messenger RNA from Cooperia oncophora, 672 nucleotides. The record is from the annotation of a GenBank genome assembly. NCBI's taxonomy places the organism in Eukaryota, Metazoa, Nematoda, Chromadorea, Rhabditida, Trichostrongylidae.